Styela clava is the source of this 2451-nucleotide messenger RNA. The record is from RefSeq and is a predicted model, not a curated record. NCBI's taxonomy places the organism in Eukaryota, Metazoa, Chordata, Ascidiacea, Stolidobranchia, Styelidae.
GUUCGCAGUUAUUGUAAUUAACAAAUAGCAACGUUAUGUGUUUGUUUUUUGCCGUUUUGAUAACAUUCUUCGUCGUAGUACGUGGUGAUUCUGCAUGUUCCGUGGAGUACGACACUAGUCUUGCAAAGCCUAAACUCUCAUUUGAACUGGACUGGGAUCUUCCUAUUGGUCGUCCGGGAAGACCUGGUAAGCGAGGUGCAACAGGGCCCAUAGGGCCAAAAGGUGCCCCGGGACCAGUGGGUCCGAAAGGGGGAAUCGGAGCAAAGGGUGAGAGGGGACUUCAAGGACCUAUUGGCCCCAUUGGAUUGACAGGUGAUCGUGGCCCAAAAGGAGAAGUUCCCCAAGAAGUAAUUACGAGAUUUGAGGAACGAAUAAAGGAAUUAGAGGAUAAAUUUCAGCUACUCGAUGACGGUUGGGUUACAAUUGGAGGAAAAUACAGAUAUUUAUUUGGAGAUUCAGUUCUCAAUUGGCAAGCAGCAAAGUCUUUUUGUGAGUCGAAAAGUUCCAGACUAGCUGCAAAAGGAAUGCGAGAUACGCAGGUUCGAAAGCAAAUUAUAGAAUUAGUUCGGAACAAACUCGGACGAUAUUGGAUUGGACUGAAUGAUAUACAACAAGAAGGAAGAUAUGUUUAUUCGGACGGAGUUGUUGCUUCAAGCUCCAACACGCAGUUUAUUUCGGGAGAACCAAAUCAUUCUGGAGAUUGCUUGACAAUUCAAACUGGUAACGUCGGUGUUGAUGAUACACCAUGUACCACUGCAUAUCCUGCUUUGUGCGAAAAAGAUAUUUUUAUUGUAAUAAAAAAUAGCAACAUUAUGUAUUUGUUUGUUGCCGUUUUGAUAACAUUUUGCGCUGUAGUGCAUGGUGAUUCUGCGUGUUCGGUGGAGUACGACACUACUCUUGCAAAGCCUAAACUCUCAUUUGAACUCGAUUGGGAUCUUCCUAUUGGUCGUCCGGGAAGACCUGGUAAGCGAGUUGCAACAGGGCCCAUAGGGCCAAAAGGUGCCCCGGGACCAGUGGGUCCGAAAGGGGGAAUUGGAACAAAGGGUGAGAGAGGCCUUCGGGGACCUAUUGGCCCUAUUGGAUUGCCAGGUGAUCGUGGCCCAAAAGGAGAGGUUCCCCAAGAAGUAAUUACGACGUUUGAGGAACGAAUAAAGGAAUUAGAGGAUAAAUUUCAGCUACUUGAUGACGGUUGGGUUACAACUGGAGGAAAAUACAGAUAUUUGUUUGGAGAUUCAGUAAUCAAUUGGGAAGCAGCGAAGUCUUUUUGUGAGGCGAAAAGUUCUAGACUAGCUGCAAAAGGAAUGCGUGAUACGCAGGUUCGAAAGCAAAUUAUAGAAUUGGUUCGGAACAAACUCGGACGAUAUUGGAUUGGACUGAAUGAUAUACAACAAGAAGGAAGAUAUGUUUAUUCGGACGGAGUUAUUGCUUCAAACUCCAACACUCAGUUUAUUUCGGGAGAACCAAAUCAUUCUGGAGAUUGCUUGUCAUUUCAAACUACUCAUAAUAGAGUCGGCGUUGAUGAUGUACCGUGUACUGCUACAUAUCCUGCUUUCAACAUUAUGUAUUUGUUUCUUGCCGUUUUGAUACCAUUCUGCGCCGUAGUGCAUGGUGAUUCUGCGUGUUUGGUGGAGUACGACACUACUCUUGCAAAGCCUAAACUCUCAUUUGAACUCGACUGGGAUCUUCCUAUUGGUCGUCCGGGAAGACCUGGUAAGCGAGGUGCAACAGGGCCCAUAGGGCCGAAAGGUGCCCCGGGACCAGUGGGUCCGAAAGGGGGAAUCGGAGCAAAGGGUGAGAGGGGACUUCGAGGACCUAUUGGACCCAUUGGAUUGACAGGUGAUCGUGGCCCAAAAGGAGAAGUUCCCCAAGAAGUAAUUACGAGAUUUGAGGAACGAAUAAAGGAAUUAGAGGUUAAAUUUCAGCUACUCGAUGACGGUUGGGUUACGAUUGGAGGAAAAUACAGAUAUUUAUUUGGAGAUUCAGUUCUCAAUUGGCAAGCAGCAAAGUCGUUUUGUCAGUCGAAAAGUUCUAAACUAGCUGCAAAGGGAAUGCGAGAUACGCGGGUUCGAAAGCAAAUUAUAGAAUUGGUUCGGAACAAACUCGGACGAUAUUGGAUUGGACUGAAUGAUAUACAACAAGAAGGAAGAUAUGUUUAUUCGGACGGAGUUGUUGCUUCAAGCUUCAACACGCAGUUUAUCUCGGGAGAACCGAAUCAUUCUGGAGAUUGCUUGUCAAUUCAAACUACUCAUAAUAAAGUCGGUGUUGACGAUACAUCAUGUACCGUCACAUAUCCUGCUCUGUGCGAAAAAGAUAUUUUUUAAAAACUGAAAACAUUAUUUUACAUGUCGAAUUUGGACUUCUCUAUUGGUUGUUGAGGUCUUUUUUUUAUCCAGGUAAUUCCACAUACAUGUAUUGAGAAAGUGGUCUUAAAAUAAAUAGAGAUAAAAAAAA